CGCUUCUCUCUUCACCAGUCCAACCAUCGCUCCCGCCAUCCGCCGCCGCCGCCGCCUCACCUCUGGCAGGCGAGCAUCCCACUCUGGCGCCGGCGCUACCUCUCUCGCUCUCCGGCCGUGCCUGACGCGCUCACACGACCGCUGCUGCACGCGCGCGCCUUGGGUGGUCAGCAUCAGCGCCGGCUCACUCUAGCGGGCCACGGCGCACCCCUUCCCUCUUCCGCUCCUCUUCACGCCCUUCAUGUCCGAGCCUGCUCCCCGUGACAAGCCUCGCUCUGUGCUGCGCCGGCCCAGCGCGUCUCUCUCUCCCGAGGACAUCAGCAGCAGCACCUUCGCAGGCCCUGCGAAGAAGCGCGUAUCGUUCGGCGACCCCGCUGCGCUGCCCGGCAUCGGCGAGGCGAGCGGAAGCUCGACGUACGCAGCUCCGCGCGCACCCACGCCGCCGCCGAGUGAGGCACCACGCAAGCUGCCAAAGCCGGCGCCGCAGCCGCCCAACGACGCACAGGCGCUGUUCGGCCGCCCGGCUGCGGCUCCGCAGGCCCGUCGCAACAGCGCGGUGUCCCACUCGGCUGGAGCACCCUCAUCUGCGGCUCCUAAGCAAGGGUCGGCAUCUGCAACGGCCUCUGCAUCUCUGAAGCGUCCCGCUGACAACGUGUCGAGCGCCAAUCGCGCGGCUGAUGCGCCGUCGCUGAAGCGUGCCAAGCCUACCUCGCCUGAGACAAAGGCUACGCCACUGCCGCAGCAGUCAUCGUCAGCUGUGGCACCGACGAUGUCAAGCUCGGACUCUGGAAUGGCUGCGGUGCUCAAGGGCAGAAGCAGCGCGGCGGAUGCGCAAGGCAGCAAGCCGCCGGUUGGGCUCGGCAUCGAUGGCGGCGCAGCGGCUCUCAGCACAGCCAAAUCUGCGCCUACUCUCGGCAGCGUCCCUGGUCCUAGCGCCAAGCAGGAACCAGCAGGCCCGAGCAAGGGUGGCGACAAUGAGCUUCCACACCUCGAUGCCGGACCUUAUGGCCAUUCCGGCAUGCUCAUGCUCAACAGUGCCCAGCACCCUCGCACCAGCCAGAUUCCGCCCAACUGGCGGCUUGGCUCUCUCGAGGCACUGCAAAAGGCCUUUGCUGCCAUCUACUCAUGCCCAGGCGCCUCGCCUGCGGCACGGGCGGCCCUCAAGCUGCUGGCCGACAUCGAUGCGCGCGCACAAGAAGCAGAGGUCUUCAUCCUGGCCACGCGACACUCGUACAAGACGAGCGUGCGUCUGCCGCUCGUCUCGCUCGGCAAGCGCGCAAAGGACUCCGCCACGCAGGCUGCCAUAGCUGCGGCAGUGCAGCGCGUGGAGCAUGGAGCUACAGCGCAGCAGCUGCAGAGCGCUGUCGCGUCCACUGUGCAGUCCCUGGCGCGGCAGCUGCGCGAGGCACCACAGUUCGGCACGGCCAAGGAGCUGGAGACGAAGACUAAGCGCAUCGAAGAGCGCGAGCGCGGCACCCUCACGGCUGCACGCCUCGAAGCAGUGAGCUUCCUGGCGCCAGCAGAGAAGCUCGGCACGUACGGCUACUCUCUGCCACAGGUGCUGGGGGCGAACCUGCAGGCUGCCGUGCUGAGAGAGUGGGGCAAGGGCGGAGACACGGACCCGCUAGGAUCGACACACCUCUGCAACCGCUGCGCGCAGAGCUUUGAUGUCUCCGACGUGCACGAGGAUCUGCUGCGCGCGGAGGAGGCCAUUGUCCUCUGUCGGACGGAGGGCGUCGAGGGUCAGGUCCUGGCAGAUGCUGAGCUUGAGCUCAAGGAGAUGAAGCGCAGGGCUACAGCAUGCAGCUUCCACUGGGGCCGCAAGUCGUUCGAGCGCGACACUAUCAACGGGCGCAGUGCUCGUCUGCAGCGCUACACGUGCUGCGGCGCCAUCGAGUCGGGCGGCACGUCUCUCGCGUCCACAGCUGCAGCCGCCGGCUUCUCCGGCUCCUCGGCGCGCGCUGAGCAGGGGUGCGACAGUGGACCGCACGUGUGGAAGAGUGACGAUGCCAGAGUCCUCCACGGCCUGGUGCCCUUCCGCUCGCCGCAGAGCCUGCGUGACGAGAAGCAGCAGAGCGAGUGGAAGGAGACGCAAGAGAUCGUGGCACUCGAUGCAGAGCUUGUCUACACGACGGCUGGCAUGUCCAUCGCUCGCAUCACGCUGGUCGACGAAGCGGGUGCCGAGCUCUACGACAAGCUGAUCGCACCUGGCUUUGCGGUGCUCGACCUCAACACCCGCUUCUCGGGCAUCCAGCCGGGCCAGCUCGAUCCUGACAAUCUGCUUGCCGUGCCGUUGGCGGAGGCGGGGGCCGAGAUCGUACGCUUUGUCGGGCCCGAGACGAUCCUGGUCGGCCACGGACUUGAGAACGACUUGCGUGCUCUACGCCUCGUGCAUACUCGCAUCGUCGACUCGGCCCUGCUGUUCCCACAUGGCCGUGGCUUGCCCUUCCGGAUGAGCCUGCGCGAACUGGCCAAGCGUCAUCUCGGCCUCACCAUUCAGACAGCCGGCGCCGACGGCCACUCGUCGCUCGAGGAUGCGCGCAUAGCGCUGGACGUCGUUCGCUGGAAGUUCGUCAACGACGCGGCGUCGUCGCCCUUCCGCAGCUCCGUCGCUUCCGGGCCGCUCAAGUCGCCUGUCCUCGGCACAGGCCCUGCUGCAUCCCCUGCUGUGGGCUCUGAAGGCUCCGCUGCGGCCUCGGCAUCUGCGGCGGCACCGUCGGCGUCGGCGGCGUCGGCGCCUCCUGCCAGGCCGCCCGUGCCUGCGCCGCGAGCAUUUACAUCCAGCGUGCCGGCGGCACCCACGCUCUUCGUGCCGCGCCGCAAGCCGGCAGGCCGCUGAAUACCCUCAUCUCCUCAUGGUGAUACCCCUUACCUCACCUCUCUGUCAACUGGGCCAGUCAUGCGGCAGGCGCCUGCGCCAUGCCGCAGCUGCAGUUGAUGCGAUGCGUUGCGUGACGUGGAGUAGAGUACAGGCACAUAGGCUGAAGGCUGUCGAGGUCCUGGAGUAGUGACGGAAGCGCUCCGCAGUGGAAGGAAGUAAGUCGC
Messenger RNA from Tilletiopsis washingtonensis, 3045 nucleotides. RefSeq lists its product as hypothetical. NCBI's taxonomy places the organism in Eukaryota, Fungi, Basidiomycota, Exobasidiomycetes, Entylomatales. Gene Ontology annotation, molecular function: exonuclease activity; nucleic acid binding. The record is from RefSeq and is a predicted model, not a curated record. Bases 242 to 2839 code for a protein of 865 amino acids. Gene Ontology annotation, cellular component: nucleus. The transcript has 6 exons.